This is a messenger RNA of Populus trichocarpa (black cottonwood), 1754 nucleotides long. RefSeq lists its product as uncharacterized. The transcript is spliced from 10 exons. Lineage: Eukaryota; Viridiplantae; Streptophyta; Magnoliopsida; Malpighiales; Salicaceae. The record is from RefSeq and is a predicted model, not a curated record. The coding region runs from base 143 to 1450 and encodes 435 amino acids. Gene Ontology annotation, molecular function: protein binding.
AUUCUCUAAUUUCUACACUGGAGAGUGAAGAAACAGUGUGAGCGAAAGACGCAACCAGGCGACACGUAUAACAACCCCCCCCCCCCCCCCGGGGGCCAUUUCUCAUCAUCAUCGAGCUCACCUAAAAAAUUUCGAAAAAAAUAUGGAUCAGGUCCUCCCGAUUGCUCUUAUCUCGGUCCUUCUCGGUACUGCAAUUGCUCUUAUCUUCUUUAAAAACUACUUUCUCAAAAGAAAAUCCGAAAUUGGAUCCAUCGCGAAACCCGAAAUCCAUCCGGAUCCUCUUAGAAAACCUCCUAAACCUACUCAUCAAUCCAAAAAGUCUCACUCUCAUGCCUCUUCUGAUAAGGAUCAUAACAAGAAACAUCAUCCGUUGGAUUUGAAUACUUUGAAAGGUCACGGUGAUUCAGUUACGGGCCUGUGUUUCUCUUAUGAUGGACGCAGUUUGGCUACCGCUUGUGCAGAUGGAGUGGUGAGGGUGUUCAAGUUAGAUGAUGCUUCGAGUAAAAGUUUCAAGUUUUUGAGAAUUAAUGUGCCGGCUGGAGGUCACCCGGUUGCAGUGGCGUUUUCUGAUGACGCGUCAUCUGUCGUGUUGGCGUCGCACACACUGUCUGGUUCGUCCUUAUAUAUGUGGGGAGAGGAAAAGGUCAAAGAUUCUAAUGACUCUAAGCAGCAACCAAAGCUUCCGCUCCCAGAAAUCAAAUGGGAACAUCACAAAAUUCAUGAGAAAAAGGUGGUUUUGACCCUGGUUGGAACUGCUUCAACUUAUGGCAAUGGCGACGGAAGUACAAUUGUGGCCUCUUGUUCGGAAGGUACUGAUAUCAAAAUUUGGCAUGGAAAGACAGGAAAGAAUUUGGGGACUGUCGAUACAAAUCAAUUGAAAAACACAAUGGCUGCUAUAUCACCAAAUGGACGUUUCAUUGCUGCUGCAGCUUUUACUGCAGAUGUGAAGGUAUGGGAGAUUGUGUAUUCAAAGGAUGGUUCUGUCAAGGAGGUUCCAAAAGUCAUGCAACUUAAAGGGCACAGGAGUGCAGUAACAUGGUUAUGCUUCACUCCAGACUCGGAGCAAAUCAUCACAGCCUCCAAAGAUGGUUCAAUAAGAAUAUGGAACAUCAAUGUUCGUUAUCAUCUUGAUGAGGAUCCAAAGACUUUAAAGGUGUUUCCGAUUCCACUUCAUGAUUCAAAUGGUGGAACUUUGCAUUAUGAUCGUCUCAGUUUAUCCCCUGAUGGAAGGAUAUUGGUUGCAACCCAUGGUUCGAUGCUGCAGUGGUUAUGUGUUGAAACUGGAAAGGUUUUGGACACAGCUGACAGAGCCCAUGAUGGUGACAUCACAUGGAUUGCUUGGGCGCCGAAGCCUAUUCCAACAGGUGAUGGACAAACGUCCAUUUUGGCCACAGCCAGUGUUGACAAGAAAGUGAAGUUAUGGGCAGCUCCACCACUCCGAUCAGCAUAAUGGAUUCCACUGAUAGAUAUAAAGCAUAUACAGGGAGUUCUUGACCUGACGUUCUCAUUGAUUAGCCAUAGCCUCCUGAGUUGCAGUAUAAUCCGCUCAGGUUCAUUUGCACCAAUCACUUAAAAGAGAGUCGAAUAGAGCAAACCUUCCAGCUGAGUGGCUGGACGCGGCACACAGGACAAGUAUGAAAUUUUAAAUUGAGAAAAACUAAUCGUUGUAUGGCUAAGGUAGCCUGAUCUGACUGAAAAGUUUUGGUGACCAAAUGUUCCAUAAGAAAUAGAUGAUGGUUUUGGUUUUGGAUGCA